AUGGCAUCAAGCAGCACAUUUGACGAUGAUUUGCCAAUGGAAGAAGGAAUGCCAGAAUUGAUUGAUGACGAUGAUGUGCCGAGUGUUUUGCCAUCAUUGUUGGAGCAGAAUUUGGACACGGCGCCGAAAGGAGCAGCAAAAGGAGAUGGUUUCACUUUGGUGGGUUUUUGUUUUGGAAAAAGUUGAAUUUUAUCCUUGGAAAUGUUGUUUAGACUGAAAAAUCAUUCAAAAAUGGUCCGGGAGCUCAAAAGAUCCAGUUUUUGCUGCGCGACUCUCUGAAAAGCACGAAAAUCGAGAAUUCUCUGAAAAUCUCGUUUUUCAGAGCUCGUAACUCAUGUUAGAGAAGAUUUUCUGAACACAGGGCGAUGUUGUGACUUCGGUAAAUCGACCCUUCUGAACAUCACUCUGUAUGCAGUUUUUGAUAAAAUCUUCUCUAACAUGAGUUACGGGGUCUCAAAAACGCAAUUUUCAGAAAAUUCUCGAAUUUUAUACUUUUCAGAGAGUUGCGCACCAAAAACUGGAAAUUUCUCAGCUUGAAAAACUGUACAGAAACAUAAAUGUCACAUUGAGAAUCUUCAAAUUGAAUAUUCAUCCUUGAGAAUCCCCCAUUUCCUUCAUUUUUCCCCUCGAAAUCAUAUGGCAAUUAUACCGCUGCCUGCAAAAAAAAAAACCACUAAAACCCACCAGAUUGAGGUUUACAACAAUAGGCCCGAAAACCAUAAAAAUUGUGUUUUUCGCUGCAAAAAAUGAAUUCUGAUUUUCAUUUUUAAAACAGAACAAAAAAUGAUUUUUCGGCCCCCAGACCACUUUCAAAAGGCAAUAAAAAUAAAGCAAAAAAAAGUUCACAUUUGGUCGAAAAAAAAAGAAACAGGCGUUUUUUUGCUGACUAGGAGGUCGAAAUUUAUGGGUUCUUUUUGAAGUUUCGCCGCCUUAGAGAUUAAAAUUGAAAUAUUAUUAUUACUGUACUUUUUGAGAGGAACAAUUUAUGCGUUUUGGCUAGAAGAAUCCCUAGAAAAUCCAAUUUUUGGCUGAAAAAAAAUGAAUUUUAUUCAGCGGCACUCUUUGAAGUUCGGAAUCCAUUAAAAACGUAUAAAAAUAAAAUAUUUUCUCAUUUUUUUUGUUAUAAAUGAAGAGAUGAAAAAAAGUAGAACAAAUGUUGGGAAGAUUUGAAAUUAUGGGAAAAAUGCCAAAAAAAAAAAUGGAAUUUCUUGAAUUUGUUUUAAUAUUUGACAUUUUCUGGGAAUAUCGAUCUAAAAGCCCAAAUUUUGAUCGUAAAAAUCAGAAAUUCCGAAUUUAUGUUGAUUUUUCACGAGUUUUCAAGGAAUUUUGAUGGAAAAUUUUGAAAAAAAAAUGAAUUUUUCCCAAAUUUCUAGCCCAAAAACCCCUCCAAGCCGUUUUUCGCCAAAAGCAUUUCUACUUUCUCUCCUCUCCGAAUAGAACAUGUCAUUUAUGUUUUAGGUGUUUUUUUUUGCCUGUACAUAUAUAUUUAUGUGUUUGGCCGUGUCGCUUUGCACACACACAUACUGAAUGUGAAUGACAUAAAAUUGCUGCGUCUCUUUUCGCCGAUUUGAACUAUCGGCAAGGCAAUCAAAAGGGAAAAAACACCGAACGACUUUAGGCAGAAUGAAAAAAAACACCUUGGGAGGUCGCAGUUGUUUUUUAUGGGUGUGUUGCGAAAUCGGAAAAAUUGAACUUGAUAUCGAUUUUUGAUAAAAUAUAUGUUUUCCGGUAGUUUUCGACUUGCUAAUCACGAUUUUGUCAUCUGAAAUUGCAGAACUCAACUCCUAAUAUGAGUUAUGACGUGGCAAACUUGGAAAGUUCAUGAAAAUCGAUUUAGAAGCUAGUUAUAACCUCCUGAAGUCCUUAUUUUUCUGAACUUUUCAAGUUUGCCACGUCAUAACUCAUAUUAGGAAUUGAGUUCUGCAAUUUUGACAAUGGGAUUGUGAAAAGCGGGUCGAAAAUUACUAGAAAACGUAUGUUUUAUCAAAAAUCUUGAAAUCUUCUGAAAUUGUUUCAUUAAAAAAGACAAAUUAAGAAAUUGUUCAAGUUUCAAACUCAAAGUUCUUAAAAGUUCAGUUAAAAUCUACUUUUUGGACCGAAAAUAGGUUGAAUAUUUCAGGAAACUCUAUUAUUAGAUUUUAACUGAAAUUUUCAGAUAUGGAGAAUACUUUUUUUUUCAAAAUUUUUCUCAAGAUCAAUAUUUUUCAGGUAAAACGUAAGCGAAAAUCACAUGCCGACAUCGAAAUGGAAGACAUCUCAACUCCAGACGAAGGAAAAACCGAAGAAACCGCAGGCGAAGAAUCAUCGAGCGGUCCAAAAUCCGCAAAACGCAGCAAAGGACAAAAAGGCGAAUUCCGCAACGUCGCCGUUCCAAAACAUCGUUAUACACCUUUGAAAGAAAAUUGGGCAAGCAUUUUCACACCGAUUGUGAAAAAUUUGGGAUUACAAAUCCGAUUCAAUUUGAAGAAACGACAAGUUGAGAUUAGAAAUCCGGAGGAUCGAGAGGAUACGACUGAUUUGCAAAAGGCCGCCGAUUUUGUGCGCGCUUUUAUUUUGGGAUUUGAGGUGAAUGAUGCGAUCGCCUUGAUUCGUCUUGAUCAUUUGUUUUUGGAGACUUUUGAGGUAAUUUUUGGGGAGAUUUGAGAUUUUGAUUAGAAAAUCAUAAUUUUUCAUAUAAAAUUCCACGUGGCAAUCGCACAAAACCUCAUCUUCAGAUUGCCGACGUCAAACAUUCAUUAAAAGGAGAUCACGUGAGUCGUGCGAUCGGUCGAAUUGCUGGAAAAGACGGUCGCACCAAAUUGGUCAUCGAAAACACCACAAAAACCCGCAUCGUCGUCGCCAACACCAAAAUCCACGUUUUGGGAGCGUAUCAGAAUUUGAGAUUGGCCAGAAAUGCUGUUUGUAGUUUGAUCAUGGGUACGUGUUUUGUUGGAUUCUGAUGGGGAAAUUUGAAAAUUGAAAAAAUCUCGAAAUUUCUGAUGACAAAUAUGUGUUUUCUGGUGAAUUUUGAUAAGUUCAUUUCAACUCUGAAAAUGAGCUAUGACGUGGAAAAUAAAAAAAACGUAAAGAGAAAAUCCUCUAGGAUUUCUAGUCUCAGCUGCUUGAAAUAGAAUCUCUCAAGGCCCUUUACCUAGCCAGAGUUGCUUUCAAGCCGUGACCCCUUGUUAUAGUGGUUCUGUAGGCGCGGGUCCUAUACAAUCAGGCUCUCUAGUAUCAGCUACUUGACAUAGUAGAUCUUAAGUCGUGACUCUUAUCCACGGUUGCUCUCAAGGCGCGAUUCCUUGACAUAGUGGUUUGUCUAGGCGCGGUUCUUUGUCUGAGUGGUUUUCUAGGCUCAGCUACUUGAGGUUCUGCUAUUUGAUAAGUAAGAAUUCUAACCCCUCUAGAACACCGUGUAAAAUUCCAGAAUUUUCCCCCCUACAUCCAUGAAAACUGGAAUUUCCUGCAAUUUCACACAAAAAUGACACAUUUCACAUUAUGUUGCUUGAUGGGUUUUCUUUUCUAUUUUCCUAGACUUUGUGUUGCGUUCGUGAAAAAAGUGAAAUUCUUCUCGUUCGUACACCUCUUAGGCGGUGGGGCAGAUUAGUUUCUCCCCCGGGAGAAAUGGGGAGAAAGAGGAGAAAGGUGGUGCACAAAGAGGAGAAACAGUGUAUUUUUGGAGUUUCGCCCCAUUUCUCCUCAUUUCUCCUCGGAGGAGAAAUUAAUCUGCACCACCGCCUUAUCAUCAGAAGAUAGUGCACUUUUUAAUAGCACAAAAGUAUUAUUUUUGUCGAAAGUAGGAAAAAACCCCCCGAAAUAAUACGGUUUUUUCGAUUCGCAACACACACAAAAAGUUGCCUUUUCGUUGUAAUAGGACACACUAUUACAAUAGUUCUGGAAAAAAGACGGAAGAGAAGAUGUUAUCAAUUUGGAGAGGUCAUUAAUUAAUUUGAGAAGUUUUUUGAGAGGGGUUACUGUAGUUUUUGGUAGAGCGCACUUUCCCCACUUAUCCAUCAAACUAUACACACUUGCUACACUUGAAGAUUUCGAGUGUUGAUCUAAUUAGCGAUGUUUCUUUUUUUUUUCGUCUAGACCACUUUUUUUGGGAAAAGAAGGUCGCGAAAAAUGAAAUUUUGAUGUGAAUUUUUAAAUUUUCGAGUUAUGACGUGGCAAAAUUCAGAAUUUUGAACAGAAAUAAGGUUUCUGGCAAUUUUUGUGAUGAAAAUGUUUAGUGGUUUCACAAUUACAGUACUUUUCCACGUCAUAACUCAAUUUCUAUCGCUUGAAAAGUCUGCCACGUCAUAACUCACUAGAAAAUUGAAGAGCUAGCGAGUUAUGACGUGGAAAAGUACUGUAAGCACUAAAUCAAAUGAUUUUUGAAAAGCCUGUAACAUUUUUAUCACAAAACUUGUCAGAAACCUAAUUUCUCGUCUUCAGAAACACUGUUACGGUAUUUUGCCACGUCAAAACCAGGGGGGUUUCCUAGCGAAAUUUGAAUCUACUGUCACAAUUUCGCUCCGACCUCCAAAAGUGCUUUGUGUUCUAGUUAUGACGUGGCAAAAUCACCUUUUGAAACGCUGUGAAGGAAACAAUGUUACAGUAUGUUGCCACGUCACGACAAAUUUUCAACCCUAGAAUUUUGAGCUUACAAUCAGUUUCCUAUCAAAAUUCAAAUCUACGGUCUCAAUUUCACUCUGACCCCCAAAAGUGCUUUCAUUUUUUCGCUCGCCCUCGAAUUGCCACCCAUAAAACAAAAGCCCCCCUUCUCUCACCGAAACGCAGCAGUCGUUUUUUAUUUCGCUUGUUGAUGUUCGUUUCGUGUGUGUGUGUCUCUCUGUCUAUGUUUAUUGAAAGAGGGAAAUGAAACAAGCCCAGACAGACAGACCACACACGAUGAAAAAAUGAUCUUCGUCGUCGUCGCCGCGACUGAGGCUGAACAAACCCCAAUAGUUGUAGUGCACUUUGAACAGCAUACGGUGAAAAGAGAAUUGAGGAGCAGACUAGAGUUGAUUUUUUUUGUGUUUGAAAAGAGUGGUGGUGGAACGGCGGCGAACGCGAUAGAUAGAUAGCUAGAUAACAAAUAUUGAACACUAUUUUUUCUCGAUGAUCAGAAAUCGCGAGAGAGAAAGGUGAAAAGUCGAAUUUCGGUCUGGCUGAUUGUGAAAAAACAUCCGUUAGACUAAAAAAAAAGAAAUGAAAAGAUAAUUGAUUUUAUUGCUGGAAAUCCGCUUGGUUUUAGCUUAAAAUUAAAAUUAUCUGUAACUUUCAAUUAAAAUUUCAAAAUUUUCUAAAAUUCCGUCUUAAACAUCUUUCUACGCUUCGGAGUUCAUUUUGACCAUUUUUGAGAUCUCAUGACUAAAAUUUCAGCUAGAAAUUCUAAUUUCCAGCCAGCCAGCCAAAAACCAGAAAAUGACGAAAAAUCAUGAUUUUCUCCAUGAUUUAUCAGUUUUUCCCAAAAUUGAACAAAUCUGAGAUAUUUAGAGUAUGAUCAGAUGAAAAUCUCAGAUUUGCUCAGUUUUGGAAAAAAACUGAUAAAUCAUUGAGAAAAUCAUGAUUUUUUUUCGUCAUUUUCUGGUUUUUGGCUUGAAAUUACAGAAAAAUUGAAUUUUCAACUGAAAGUUCAUAGGUUACGAGAGCUCCAGAAAAAGGUCGAAAUGAACUCCGAAGCGUUUUUAGACAGAAAUUUCAAAAAAUUUGACCAAAUUUUUAAUUGCCAAAAAUCCUGAGGUAUAUUACAGAUUUCCAGCAGAAAAACUGAAAAAUUCAUCAAAUUUCAAAAAAUUCUAUAUUUUUCUUACAAACUUCAUUAUCGAUUUUAUACCCCAAAUAAUCAAUCAAUAAUUUGCUUCUAUGAAAAUCCAGGAUUUUUCCAAAACUUUGACUAGAAAAUUGAAAUAUUUCUUUCGAAAAUUUUCCCCACGCAAAAAUCAAUCAAUCAAUCCAUUUUUGCAGGCGCAAAUCCAUCAAAAGUAUACGGUAAUUUGCGUAAUAUGGCAUCACGUGGAGCUGAACGUCUCUAA
Molecule: messenger RNA, 5999 nt
Organism: Caenorhabditis angaria
Lineage: Eukaryota; Metazoa; Nematoda; Chromadorea; Rhabditida; Rhabditidae
Source: the annotation of a GenBank genome assembly